AUGGCUUCGAUACGAGUACCACAGAAAAGAAUUAUUGGUGAAGCAAAGAAUACACGGAAAGACAUCCAUCUAUCCCCAUCUCCUACGAAGAAGCGAAAGCUAGAGUUUACCACAUCAUCGGGACUACAAUAUGAUAGUUCUCAAAGGAUUCAAAAUAGCAAGAUAUUAUCCAGUCAGCCAAGUCGCUUUGAAACAGAAGUUUUGCAGAAGAUGAGCCAAGAAAUGGCAGGAUUGAGAAAGAACAAUUCUGAAAAAGACCAAGAAUGGUCACGCCCCCCUUUGACAGAUUUAAACCCAGAGAAAAAUAAUCUAUGUUUCCAGCAAAUCGAAUGCGAAGAAGGAACAUUGCAUGCUGGUAAGGCGACAGUCAAAUUAUUCGGUGUCACUGAGAACGGUCAAUCUGUGAUGCUUCAUGUUACCGAUUUCUUACAUUAUAUUUAUAUUGCAGCCCCUAUAUCUUUUCAACGGCAAGAUUGUGACCCUUUCAAAGCAUAUCUAGAGUCCAAUAUCGCCCAACACCAGCCUACUAUACACUCAGUGCAGAUGGUUCUCCGAGAGAACUUGUAUGGCUUUCAAGGAAACCAACAAAACCCAUACCUGAAAAUUUUUGUAACAGAUCCAAAAUAUAUAAGCAAAGUUAGAACAACUCUUGAACAAGGAAAUGCAAACUACAAGGGUAUGUGGAAAGCGCAAGAUAGCGGUAUUUUAACAUUUGACAAUAUACAAUAUGUUCUACGGUUUAUGAUAGACUGCAAAAUAUCGGGAAUGUCAUGGGUAGAGGCCCCUGCGAUGUCAUACAAACUAGUACCCUUUCACGAACGACAGUCAAACUGCCAAAUCGAAGCAGAAAUUUCGUACAGGGAUCUUAUUUCCCACAAGCCGGUUGGCGAGUGGGCUAAAAUGGCACCGCUUCGUAUACUCUCUUUUGACAUCGAAUGUGCAGGUCGGAAGGGAAUAUUUCCUGAAGCCAAUCAGGAUCCUGUCAUUCAGAUUGCUAACAUAGUUACUCGAUACGGAGAAAAAAAACCAUUUGUGAGAAAUGUAUUUUGCCUUGAUACCACUAGCACCAUAAUUAAUACCCAGAUUUUUGAGUUCAAAAAGGAAGAAGAAAUGCUCAUGAAGUGGAGAGAAUUUUUAGAGGAAGUCGACCCAGAUCUCAUUAUUGGGUACAAUAUAUCCAAUUUCGAUUUUCCCUAUCUUCUAGAACGAGGAAGACACCUCAAAAUCUCAGGGUUUGACUACUGGACAAGGAUACGAAAUGUUAGAUCUGUAUCUAAAGAUACAAACUUCUCUAGCAAGCAGAUGGGAAACCGAGAUACGAAGGCGACUAAUACUAAUGGUCGGUUGCAACUAGAUCUUUUACAGCUAGUUCAAAGAGAACAUCAACUUCGAAGCUAUACGCUCAAUUCUGUUUGCUCUCAUUUUCUCAAUGAACAGAAAGAAGAUGUACAUCAUACAAUGAUUACGGAACUAUUCAAUGGAAAUUCAGAAUCACGAAGAAGACUAGCUGUUUAUUGUCUUAAGGAUGCAUAUUUACCUCAGAGAUUAAUGGAUAAACUAUCUUGUCUUGAAAACUUUACUGAAAUGGCGAGAGUCACCGGCGUACCAUUUAACUUAUUGCUAUCACGUGGUCAACAAGUUAAGUUUGUUAGCCAGCUAUUCCGAAAAGCAUUGGAGCAAAAGCUUGUAAUCCCAAAUCUUCGAACAGAAUCAAAUGAUGAACAAUAUGAAGGAGCGACAGUAAUAGAGCCAGCACGAGGAUACUAUGACGUUCCCAUAGCAACCCUUGAUUUUGCUUCAUUGUACCCAAGUAUAAUACAAGCACAUAAUCUUUGUUAUACAACUCUACUGAAUAAACAAACAGUUGAAAAAUUAGGACUCAUCAAAGAUGAAGACUACAUAAUCACUCCAAAUGGUGAUAUGUUUUGUACAAUCAAGCAGAGAAAAGGUCUCCUAGCGCAAAUUCUUGAAGAGUUAUUGACCGCUCGAAAGCAGGCCAAAAGAGAACUAGCAGUUGAAACCGAUUCAUUUAAGAAAGCUGUGCUCAACGGAAGACAGCUAGCUUUAAAGAUAAGUGCUAACAGUGUAUAUGGUCUAACAGGCGCAACAGUUGGAAAGUUGCCUUGCCUUCCUAUCGCAAGUAGUACAACAAGUUAUGGGCGUCAAAUGAUUGAAAAAACUAAAGAUGAAGUUGAAAAAAAAUACACUAUUUUAAAUGGGUACAGUCAUAAUGCCCAAGUAAUUUAUGGUGAUACGGACUCUGUUAUGGUCAAAUUUGGGGUAAAAGAUUUGCCCACUGCAAUGAAACUCGGGGAAGAAGCAGCUCAGCACGUAUCUUCCAAAUUCAUCAAUCCUAUAAAGCUAGAGUUCGAGAAGGUUUACUUUCCAUAUCUUCUGAUAAAUAAGAAGCGAUAUGCUGGGUUGUACUGGACCAAUCCAGAUAAGCACGAUAAGAUGGAUACAAAAGGUAUUGAGACAGUGCGACGAGACAAUUGUCGAUUGGUACAAAACGUUAUCGAAACUGUACUUCGUAUGAUUUUGGUAGAUCAAGAUAUUCAAGGCGCCCAAGACUACGUCAAAGAUACUAUCUCUGACCUCCUCCAAAAUAAAAUUGACAUAUCAAAGCUAGUCAUCACUAAGGCCCUUGCCAAAGCUGACUACACUGCAAAGCAAGCCCAUGUCGAACUUGCCGAGCGAAUGAGAAAGCGUGAUGCCGGCUCAGCCCCAUCACUCGGAGAUCGGGUGGCUUAUGUGAUUAUCAAAGGCGCAGCCGGAGCGAAAAACUUUGAGCGAUCAGAAGACCCAAUUUUCGUGCUCGAAAAUAAUAUUCCCAUUGAUACGAAAUAUUAUCUAGACAACCAGCUUGCCAAGCCAUUAGGACGAAUAUUCGAGCCUAUCUUAGGGGAGAUAAAGGCUAAUAGUCUUCUUGCAGGUGAUCAUACUCGUUCCAUUACAGUUGCUGCGCCUUCACUAGGUGGUCUAAUGAAAUUUACAAAAAAGACCUUUACCUGCAUGGGUUGCAAAAAACCGCUGGUUUCCAAGGAUGAGCUAGGUGGCGCUGUUUGUUCAACCUGCGGCCCACGCCUUGGUGAACUCUACCAGAAGACAAUAAGUCGUGUAUCAGAUUUAGAAGACCGAUUCGGUCGGUUAUGGACGCAGUGUCAACGUUGUCAGGGCAGUCUUCACUGUGAAGUUAUUUGCUCAAGCAAAGACUGUCCCAUCUUUUAUAUGCGUAUGAAAGUAAAAAAGGAUAUUGAAGAUGCUGGCAAAGAGUUAACUCGGUUUGACCGCGAUUUAGCGGCAGCUUGGUAA
This is a messenger RNA of Blumeria graminis f. sp. triticale, 3312 nucleotides long. Lineage: Eukaryota; Fungi; Ascomycota; Leotiomycetes; Helotiales; Erysiphaceae. The record is from the annotation of a GenBank genome assembly.